ACUCUAUUGGCAAAACCUAUUCGUUCACCAAAAGUGUAACGUGAAAAAAAGUUUACCAGCCACUCCUUAGGGGACGUGACAAGUCCCCACCCCACCUCACCCUUGGGAAGUGCGGUUUAUUGGCUUUGCUCGGGUGUGGUCGUAUCUCGUUUAGCUACCAGAAACAUGGCGUCGAGUGAAGAAGGUUCAACGCAUACACGGACAAUACAGAAGCGAGCGAAGAAAACACAAGAUCAAGCCUGUCAGUUCGAUGCAUCUCUGCUAGAAGAAAGGGGAACCUGUGAGGCUUGCAACCAAAUUUCAGGUUCUGCUAAUUGUCUCUCUCAACCUCAUGUCAUCCAGCUUGACCCAGAAGGACACAUUGAACGAACAACAGUUAUUCGAGUUGUUACUACAGAUGAUGAUGAGUACAAGCGUGCUCUUUGUAAUAAGGUUACAGAAGCUUCUCCAGGAAGAUAUGGAGGAAGAUGUAAUGGCACUGAUAACGCGCCAACAGUCAUUGUGUCUCCAGGGGAUCAUCUAAAAGAAUAUAUGAUAGCAGAUGAAUAUGAUGACAGAACACACUCUCCUCCUCCAGUUCUUUUUGAUGAGACUGAACCAAACGUAAGCAGUGCAAGGGAGACUCGCAAAGCUGAUAAAACAGAUCAUAUGAAAAGGAGAAGAAUCCACAAAUGUGAUUAUGAAGGAUGCUCCAAAGUUUACACCAAAAGCUCACAUCUCAAGGCUCAUAGGCGCACCCACACCGGAGAGAAACCUUACAAAUGUUCCUGGGAAGGUUGCGCAUGGCGCUUUGCUCGCUCAGAUGAACUUACAAGACACUACAGAAAACAUACUGGUGCAAAGCCAUUUAAAUGUGCGCACUGUGACAGGUGCUUUUCAAGAUCAGAUCACUUGUCACUUCACAUGAAGCGCCACUAAAUUAGUGUGCAAAAAGGCUCUGCAGGGAAUGACAUUUUACCAGUGAACACUGCCAAGAAAGCCAGCCUAUUUUGUAGAAUGGAGCCUUUUCUUCCUGGAGCCACAAGGAAGAAGGAUGCUGUUGAUACAUCCAGUUUUUAGUUGUUCUUUUGUCACUGUGUACAGCUGGAGCAACACAUGUCAAAUUUGUAAAUAUAGAAUUCUAUCCUCUGUGAUACUAAGUGCUUCCUGUAGAUGUGGAACCCUGUGGCAUCAAGAGAAUGGUUACAAAGCUGAAGCAGUGGUGGAUUCCUACUUCAGUUGUGUAAACCUGCAAUUCAUGCUAGUAUGGCUGUGUUAUUAUUGCCAUAAAUUUGCCAUGAUGAUAGCAAGCUGAAGGUUAUCCUGCAACUGAGUUAUCUCGUGACAUGUUGUAUCACUUCAUUUGGCUAUAUAUUGGAGCAUUUGGAAAGUCCUCUACACCUAUCCAGAAUUCAAGCUAAAUGUCAUCUUUAAAAUGGAUGGAUGGAGUGGCACAUUGUUACUACACUUCAGUAUGUUUUUAUUGUGGAUUGAAGCUCUUCAAAAGCCCUCUGCACUUUUCAAGUUUUCUCUACUGUUUGUCUUAAAGGUUAACGGUGCAUUCUUUCCUGCAAAGAAAUCUUUAGAGUCUACGCUGUAUACAUUGGUAAAGUAUUCUAAUGAAUUUGUUUUUCUGAUCAAUCCUAGCAACUAGGACAACCUUAAGUAUUGGUGCCAAUUAAUUAUAUUUAGUGGAAGCAAUGUCACCACGGAAAAAUUAUGUAGAAAACAUCUCUUCACAAAGAUAACUUAAGGGUUCAUACUCCUCGUGAUGUUAGCAAAAUGUACAUAGUAAUUAUUAUGAAAUUUUAAAUUAUAAGUUUAGUUAUCAGUGUAACUAUUUUUUUGUUAUGCGUAAGUCUGUGUUGAAUUGAUAGUUUUCAACCUAUUUUAGUUUUAAACUUUUUUGAUGAAAAGUUUAACUUCAAUAACUUUUCGAGGCAUAAUAUGGUACUUUGAAACCCUCUUGCAAAGAUAAUUGGACAGUGGUGUUUCAUUUAUGGAAUAAUUCAAAGAAUGUGUGUUUUUAUAAUACUGUACUCACUCACACACACCCCAGGUUGAUAUAGAACUUUGUAGCAUGAAAAUUUUGAGGGUUUUAAUUUUGCAGAUAUUGCAAAUAGUCUUCUCUCUUCAAAAGACCAAAAAAAAAAUUUCUGCAGAAAAAUCCCACAAAAAUUUACAACCUUCAGUCAAUUAAAAAACUCAUUGAAUACUUCACAUGAAUCAAUUAUCAUUAUCCAUAAGCUGUAUUUGGGCAGGUCUACUCACCAUGCUCAUCUUAAAACCGUUUUGGAGUUGGGGAGGGGAAGCAAAUAUCACUCGAAAUCAUUCCUUGUCAGUGUUAAGCAUUUGAAGAGAAAACUGCUAAGGUAGUUCCUAGCAUAAAUUAUGGUCAUUUUAAAUCAAUUAAAUGUAAUUUGUUCCUGUAAUAGUAAUUAUUUCCCACCAUCUCCUACAUGCAAAGUACACUCCAGCAAAGUUUUCAUGCUACAAGAGAGUUGACUGGGCAGGUUUGCUUGUUUCCUUUUAGGGAUUUGUGAAUAUGAAUGAUUGUACAUACAUACAACUUACAGCAGUGAUAUGUAAAGAAGUGGAAUCUUGGGAAAACUUUUGAAUUAUCAUCUUCAAUCAGUUGUUAUGUUUGAGAAGUAUCAGCAAGUUUGCAUUAGUUUGGGCAAGGAAAGAACAGGGGGUGGUGAUAGUAGAAUGUCUGUCUUUCUGUGUGGUUAGUAAAGGUAGCUUAGAGGUUUCUCCUUCUUCAGUGGUUUAGUAGGUUGGUCAAUGCUGUCCUUCAACUCCCAGAAGUGAUUAACAUGUAACUUCUCCCUAUAAUAUCCAUACAUUAAUAUAUACUAAAACAGUGGAU
This is a messenger RNA of Stylophora pistillata, 2848 nucleotides long. RefSeq lists its product as uncharacterized. Gene Ontology annotation, biological process: regulation of transcription by RNA polymerase II. NCBI's taxonomy places the organism in Eukaryota, Metazoa, Cnidaria, Anthozoa, Scleractinia, Pocilloporidae. The record is from RefSeq and is a predicted model, not a curated record. Gene Ontology annotation, molecular function: RNA polymerase II cis-regulatory region sequence-specific DNA binding; DNA-binding transcription factor activity, RNA polymerase II-specific.